Myotis myotis is the source of this 4811-nucleotide messenger RNA. It is a transcript of the gene USP49, whose product is annotated as ubiquitin specific peptidase 49. Gene Ontology annotation, molecular function: cysteine-type deubiquitinase activity; zinc ion binding. Lineage: Eukaryota; Metazoa; Chordata; Mammalia; Chiroptera; Vespertilionidae. The record is from RefSeq and is a predicted model, not a curated record. The transcript is spliced from 8 exons. Gene Ontology annotation, biological process: protein deubiquitination. Gene Ontology annotation, cellular component: cytoplasm. The coding region runs from base 534 to 2564 and encodes 676 amino acids.
GGGCAAGAGUGUCCAGCAGACCGUGGAGCUCCUCACCCGGAAGUUGGAGGUGCUUGGGGCAGAGAAGCAAGGAACAUUUUGUGUAGACUGUGAGACCUAUCACACGGCUGCUUCUACCCUUGGCAGCCAAGCUUGGCAUUCCACUGCACCACUGUUGAUGCCAUCUAUGAUGUCAUCAGGGUAGCAGCCAUCAACAUUGCAGCCCACAGACUGGGCAGUCCCCAGGAUUUCUUUUAUGGCUCCAGAGAUUUCUCUAACUUAGAUCGGUGUCUCCUCUGUCCGGCAAUGUUGACAUUCUCAUCAAAAGUGGUAUUUCCACUGUGCUUAAUGCUUUUCUGCUUCUUUCUGUCUCGUGGCAGUUCUUUGAGGACUUCGAUGAUCAGGGCAGAGGCAGAAGGCACUACCUCAGUCUCGACCUCUCUGUUCUGAAUGGUAAUAGAGAAGAGGAAACCUAAUCAAUGACCGGGGAAUAAUGGAAGAAGAUGGAAAAGAACUUGUUUGAUGGGUUGAAAGAGUGGAGCCUUCUGUGAGACAUGGAUAGAUGCAAACAUGUAGGGCGGUUGCGGCUGGCCCAGGACCACUCCAUCCUGAACCCUCAGAAGUGGUGCUGUAGGGAGUGCACCACCACGGAGUCGGUGUGGGCUUGUCUCAAGUGCUCGCACGUGGCCUGCGGUCGCUACAUUGAGGACCACGCCCUGAAACACUUCGAAGAGACUGGACACCCACUAGCCAUGGAGGUCCGGGAUCUCUAUGUGUUCUGUUACCUGUGCAAGGACUACGUGCUCAAUGAUAACCCGGAGGGGGACCUGAAGCUGCUGAGAAGCGCUCUCCUGGCGGUCAGGGGCCAGAAGCAGGACCUGCCGGGGAGGCGAGGUCGGACUCUGCGGUCCAUGGCCUCGGGCGAGGACACGUCCCCGCCGCCACGCACUCCUCAGGGACAGCCGCAGAUGCUCACGGCUCUGUGGUACCGGCGCCAGCGCCUGCUGGCCAAGACGCUGCGGCUCUGGUUUGAGAAGAGCUCCCGCGGCCAGGCAAGACUGGAGGAGCAGCGGCGGGAGGAGGCCCUGGAGCGCAAGAAGGAGGCGGCGAGGCAGCGGCGGCUCGAGGUCAAGCGGCGGCUGCUGGAGGAGCUGGCCAGCGCCCCUCCGCGCAAGAGCGCACGCCUGCUGCUGCACACGCCCCGCGCCGCUGCCCAGCGCCCCGCCGCCCGGAGGCGGCCCCCACGCCGGGCGCCGGCGGUGGCUCCGGGCGUCACUGGCCUGCGCAACCUGGGCAACACCUGCUACAUGAACUCCAUCCUGCAGGUGCUCAGCCACCUCCAGAAGUUCCGAGAGUGUUUCCUGAACCUCGACCCUUCCAAAACGGAACAGCUCUUUAACAGAGCCGCCAACGGGAAGGCCCCGCUCGCGGGCAAGCUGGCCAGCAGCUCAGCCACCGAGCUGUCGCCAAGGAGCCACAGGGCUGAGUCUUGUGAGCGGGAUGGUCUCUUCUGGAAUGGCGGCGCCUCCAUCACCAAGAGCCUCGAACUCAUCCAGAACAAGGAGCCCGGCUCAAAGCACAUCUCCCUCUGCCAUGAACUGCACACCCUUUUCCGAGUCAUGUGGUCCGGGAAGUGGGCCCUGGUGUCGCCCUUCGCCAUGCUUCACUCCGUGUGGAGUCUGAUCCCUGCCUUUCGCGGCUACGACCAGCAGGACGCUCAGGAGUUUCUCUGCGAGCUGUUGCACAAAGUGCAGCAGGAACUCGAGUCGGAGGGCACAACGCGCCGGAUCCUCAUCCCCUUCUCCCAGAGGAAGCUCACCAAACAGGUCUUAAAGGUGGUGAACACCAUAUUCCACGGGCAGCUACUCAGUCAGGUCACAUGUAUAUCAUGCAAUUACAAAUCCAACACCAUUGAGCCCUUUUGGGAUCUGUCCCUGGAGUUCCCUGAACGCUAUCACUGCAUAGAAAAGGGGCUUGUCCCUUUGAAUCAAACAGAGUGCCUGCUCACUGAGAUGCUGGCCAAGUUCACAGAGACAGAGGCCCUGGAAGGGAGAGUCUACGCUUGUGACCAGUGUAACAGCAAACGACGAAAAUCCAAUCCAAAACCCCUUGUUCUGAGUGAAGCUAGAAAGCAGUUAAUGAUCUACAGACUACCUCAGGUCCUCCGGCUGCACCUUAAAAGAUUCAGGUGGUCUGGCCGUAAUCACCGAGAGAAGAUUGGGGUCCAUGUCGUCUUUGACCAGGUAUUAACCAUGGAACCUUACUGCUGCAGGGACAUGCUCUCCUCUCUUGACAAAGAGACCUUUGCCUAUGAUCUCUCCGCAGUGGUCAUGCAUCACGGGAAAGGGUUUGGCUCAGGACACUACACAGCCUAUUGCUACAACACAGAGGGAGGUUUUUGGGUCCACUGCAAUGACUCAAAGCUGAAUGUAUGCAAUGUCGAGGACGUGUGCAAAACUCAAGCCUACAUCCUCUUUUACACUCAAAGAACAGUUCAGGGCCAUGCAAAAACCCCCGAAACCCACCUCCAAGCUCAGGUGCAGCCCAGCAACAACCACGAGGGCAGACCACGGACCUUCCCCUGAAAGGGAGGCACAGAUCACAGACUGGCUUGCUUUUAAACUAUUGGUGUCGGUACAUCUUUCCUGAUAGGAAAUGAGGUUUACUGCAGGAACAGUUUACUGGGUUUGCCUUACUGGGUCUAGAGCAGAGGUAGCAGGUGACUCAUAUGCUAUCAUAAAAUAUGUAGUCACUUUGUUUUGAAUGGAUUUGGAAAGUCCCUCCUUUGAUAAAACAAAUCAAAAGUAGUAACUUGUAUGAAGCUUCAUCAGUUACUUCUGAAUAUAGAGGGAUCUGGGUAGAGCAAAAAGGGAGUAAGCUGAGCACAUCCAGCCAGGAGAGCAGCCAUGUUUUCUUUCCAUUAUGUGAUUCCCCUGCUAAUCAGGGCCUCCUUGCAGCACCAGAAGAAUCCUCCUGAUGUAAGCAGUCCAGGACAAAGCACAUGAGGGGGGCCCUGGGCUAGCAGCUUUCCUGAUGGGAUUGGUUCUGAGGUGAAGUCUAAGGAAUUGUUCCUACAAAGGAAGUUAUCUUCAGGGGUUGAAAACUUGCAGACUUAAAGAGUGGAAUGAGAUGCACGGAGCAAAUUUCCCCAUGCAAAAUGGGAGUUUUUUCCCGUGUCAUACCUUCCCUGGGGCUUCUGAGACUGGCAUGAACAUCCCUUCAUUCUAAAGGAGAGGUUCAUAUAGGGAAGCAGUAAACUGGCUCGGGACAUGUUCUGCGUAGCCUAAGGACACUCCUGGCUACUCAGUCCGCUAGUGAAUCCCUGGUUCAGGUCAAGGUCUAGGACAGUGGUUCUCAACCUGGGCUGCACGUUAGAGUCACCGGGGAGUCUUUUUAAAACCCUCAUUUCUGGGCCUCAUCCUCCGGGAAUUCUGUUUGUUACUCAUGUUGUGGCCUCACCCCAUAACAAAGAAACAGAAUUUCCGGAGGAUGGGGCCCAGAAAUCAGGAUUUUAAAAAGAUUCCCAGGUGAUUCUAAUGUGCAGCCCAGGUUGAGAACCACUGGUCUAGGGUUUAGUUUAAUAGCCAGUGGUCCAGGGCUUAUCUGAAUGCCUGUCACCUGAUCCCACUUGGUGCAGCAUGUAGCUUUUCUUAGCUCGCAGCUUCUUUCUUGCUCCUGGAGGGCUAGAACAUUACUGUCACCACAAAGUUUGGGAAAUUUUGCUUUCCAAGGGCUUAGGAAGCUGUCCCCCAAAUGUCUGAAGAGUAUACUGCUGGUGGCUCUGGCUUGUUUCCUCCCAAAUCUGAUCAUCCUUACUGUUUCUUUACCCAGCCACAGAGUCCACCAGAGAAAGCAAAGGUGCCGGGGCCUUUACUCCAGUGCUAGCAAAAGAGACCUUUCUACAUGGGGUUUCUAAGUGGAAUGAAAUAGCCCAGAUGGAGACCUUCCUCUUCAUCAGGCACCACUGAACUUCCCUUCUUAAUCCUUCACUUAAGGCUCACCAGUACACGUGAAGGCAAACCGAAACUCUUGUGGGAUUGCUGUAGGCUGCCUCAGCUUGUCAUAUGAAUGCUCAUCUUUUGACUGAGUAUGUCAUAUAAACAUUUCAAUUCAGGUAGAAGUAGAGUUGUCACUUGAAGGGAGUAGAUAUGGAAGGGAGUUUGGGGAGGGAUGGGAAGCUGAAAAAAGAGAGGGUAACAAAUAAGGGUUGUAGCGUUAGCGCUACCGACGAGCCACAUUCUGGAGCAGAUCUGGAGCAUUUGCUUUUUACCUCUUUUGAGAUCAACUUUCCCCUAGGACCUGCCAGACAGCACUGAAACAUGGAGGAAAUUCAGAAAGAAAAUGGCUCACCCUGCUAAGAAAGGGAGAGCUCCUAUAUUUUAAAUUACACUUGCUUUUUCCAACACUGUGAGGUUUCUGUAAUAUUUAGCUUUUAUUUGGAAGCGAUAGCGUAUGGCAUUUUUUUAUGCUGUUUGGUUUAUAUUGUCUGCUGCAGGCUUCUUUGUAUAAGCUUGGCCUGGGCUCACCUUCUCCUGACACUGUUUUAAAGUGUCACAGCUGCAUACGCUGCCAGAGGCUCUGAUGUGAAGCUAUACUCUCCAGAUCCACAUUUUUAAGUUGGAAUGAUUGGUAUGACUUUUUGUGGCAAUAGAAAAGCCCAUUAACUAAAAACAAUCUGGGAGAGUAAAAAGAAAAGGAAAAUAUAAAUUGUGCCUCAUCUUUCAUUGAAUGCUAUAUUUACUGUUCUAGAAAAAGAUAAUUUACAAAUGGAGAAGAACUAAUAGAGCAUCUACUUCAUCCCUCAGGCUGUCCAGGGGGAAAUAUUUGAGAGA